AUGUCGAAUGAGGAAUUUUACUUUGCGCUUCUGAGAAUAUCGAUAGCACAGUUACUACGGUCACAUGGCUUUGACAAAUGCUCCAACAAAUCCUUAGACAUACUUACAGACACAUAUAUCAGAUUCAUGCAAUUGAUUGUGAAGAAUAUGGCCAAGCUCUCAGAGACACGAGGCCAGGGUAUAGAUGACGUUACGAUUCAAGAUCUUGCUGAAGCGCUCGUGGAAGUAAAGUUGAUACGGCCGUCCUCAAAACUGGAUCCCUACGAUUUGUCCCCUUUCAAUGCCACAGGAGUCGAGAACUUUGAGAAGUGGUUUCUGAGUGCAACCCCAGAUAGAGCUAGAGAGGUUGCAAGACCCAACAGGGAGAUAGCAGAAGAUAUAAUAAAAGAGAGUCUGGGCUUCGGGGAAACAUCUGUGAACAAUUUCAAGAACAUAUUGUCAAACAAGGCGCCUGGAACUGAGACUACAAGCCAAGUAGGCGAGAUUGUGGUGGAUGAAGAUUGGAUUCAACUUACAUUGAGAGGGCAGCUAGACGGCAAGGAUACCAGAUUCAAGGGCUCUGUUCUCGUUGAUUACUUGCCGAAGACAAAAGAGGCUUCCAAAGAACCAGGUCCAAGUUCCACAUCACGCAAGUUAUCGAGGCGAGCAAAUCAUGACUUUUUGGUUCUAGGUAAUACCCCAGAGAACUUGAUUGAUCACUUACCUUACAUCAAAGAGUCUGACUCCGAGAGUGAGCCAGAUGAGUUUAUCGAAGAGUUAAACGGAGAAUCAAGUGGAGGCGCUGAAAAUCAAGAUUCCAUGGAUUUUGAAUGA
Messenger RNA from Kuraishia capsulata CBS 1993, 813 nucleotides. RefSeq lists its product as uncharacterized. Bases 1 to 813 code for a protein of 270 amino acids. The record is from RefSeq and is a predicted model, not a curated record. Lineage: Eukaryota; Fungi; Ascomycota; Pichiomycetes; Pichiales; Pichiaceae. Gene Ontology annotation, molecular function: protein heterodimerization activity. The transcript is spliced from 2 exons.